AUGUCGAAGACGGAGCUCGCUCCGGGCGCCCGAAGACGAAAGGAGACGGCUCUGACAGGCCCCUCGAAGCAUGAUAGGCACCCGCUUGCUCGCAGCCGUCUCAACGACUAUGUUCUUGUUCAUGGAAAUAGCCACGAGAGACCACCCUCCUUCGCGUAUCAGAAUCCGGACGCGGAUGUCAGUCGAGGCUCCCUGACCAAGUACAUGAAUUCCCGUGAUAACAUCACAGAGUACAUGCUGGAGUGUCGACGGGCAUUUCCUCCAGUCUCAGACUAG
Colletotrichum tamarilloi is the source of this 276-nucleotide messenger RNA. RefSeq lists its product as uncharacterized. The record is from RefSeq and is a predicted model, not a curated record. NCBI's taxonomy places the organism in Eukaryota, Fungi, Ascomycota, Sordariomycetes, Glomerellales, Glomerellaceae. The coding region runs from base 1 to 276 and encodes 91 amino acids. The transcript has 2 exons.